CGAAGGGGGAGGAGGAGUGGGGGACGUCUGGAGAUUGUUGAACGAGUGGUAGUGGGGGUGUGUGUGAGAGUGAGCGAGAGAGCGCGCGAGCGUGAGGAGAGAGAGAGAGUGAGCGUGCGUGUGUGUGUGUGAGUGAGCGCGCAAGCGAGCAACCAGGGGAUCCAAUAUGGCAUCGGGCGAUACGUUGUACAUUGCGACCGACGGCUCGGAGAUGCCGGCCGAAAUCGUGGAGUUGCAUGAGAUCGAAGUGGAGACCAUCCCCGUGGAAACUAUCGAGACCACCGUGGUCGGAGAGGAUGACGACGACGAGCACCACCAGCCCAUGAUCGCUCUGCAACCCCUGGUGACGGACGAUCCGACUCAGGUUCACCAUCACCAGGAGGUUAUUCUGGUGCAGACCCGCGAGGAGGUGGUCGGUGGGGAUGAUUCGGACCUCCGGGCUGACGACGGCUUUGAGGACCAGAUCCUCAUCCCUGUGCCGGCCCCGGCGGCCGAAGAGGAGUACAUCGAGCAGACGCUGGUGACGGUCGCCGGGAAAAGCAGCUCCUCGUCAGGAGGGCGGAUGAAGAAAGGGGGCGGCAGCAGUGGCAAGAAAGCGGGCAAAAAGAGUUACCUGACUGGAGCCGAGGCAAGCGGCAGAAAAUGGGAACAGAAGCAGGUCCAGAUCAAGACCUUAGAAGGGGAGUUUUCGGUCACGAUGUGGGCAUCAGAUGACAAGAAGGAUAUUGACCAUGAGACGGUUGUGGAAGAACAGAUUAUUGGGGAAAACUCCCCUCCAGAUUAUUCAGAAUACAUGACCGGAAAGAAGCUCCCACCAGGUGGAAUACCAGGCAUUGAUCUUUCAGACCCCAAACAGUUAGCAGAAUUUGCCAGGAUGAAGCCAAGAAAAAUUAAAGAAGACGAUGCCCCCAGGACAAUAGCAUGUCCUCACAAAGGUUGCACAAAGAUGUUCAGGGACAACUCUGCCAUGAGGAAGCACUUGCACACUCACGGGCCUCGUGUUCACGUGUGCGCGGAAUGUGGGAAGGCAUUUGUAGAAAGCUCCAAACUGAAACGGCAUCAGCUUGUGCACACUGGGGAAAAGCCUUUUCAGUGCACGUUUGAGGGCUGCGGGAAGCGAUUCUCACUGGACUUCAAUUUACGCACUCAUGUGCGAAUUCAUACCGGAGACCGGCCCUAUGUGUGCCCUUUUGAUGGUUGUAAUAAGAAGUUUGCUCAGUCGACUAACCUGAAGUCUCACAUCUUGACACACGCUAAAGCCAAAAACAACCAGUGAAAUGGUGCUGCAGACUUCCAGCUCAGUCCGCUCUUUGGUGCAGCAGCAUCUUCAUGGUGUCUAAACAAAACAAAAAAAACAAAAAAACAAAAAAAGCAACCUUUUCCUUUGUAUGUCCUUUCUUAGAAGAGUUUUAAAGAGAAAAAGAAAACACACAGAAAGUACUUUUUGAUAAGGUGAGGAUAAACAAACCCUUCAGAGACGACACUCUGCUGUUUCUCACCGCUGAUCCCAUUUAAAGAACACGCCGGUGUUUUUGUAAAAUGAUGAGACGGACACAACGCGGUCCAUGCAGGAGGACGGGUAUCAAAAGACAAUUCUUUAUACAAAUGUGCUAAACGAAAAGGAAAACAUGGGACUGAUUUUCACCUUUAAUUUACACCUGUCUGCAUAGAAAUCAGAUUGCUUUUUUAAUUUUAUAUCUUUCUAAGUGUGCAUAUUGUACACUUUCUUUGGGAUAUGCUUAGUAAUGCUAUGUGUGAUUAUAUUUUUUUCCCAAAAGGACUGAACUGUUCUUGUAUUGAAUCUUCUUGGAAGAGAAUUACCAGUUGCUGUACUUCACACAUACUUCAGAAGUAUUUUUUCUGUAAAAAGUUACAUAAGGUUUUUUUUGUUCUGUUCUGUUUUGUUUUUUUUUUUGUUUGUUUUAUUAUUAUUUUUGGCUCUAAUUUGGUUGUAUUCUUUAUUGUUAACUCAUUUUUGUAUAAUUGUAUCGUAUAACUGUAUUGAAUCAUGUAGACAUUAAUACCAAUGUGAUUUAAAUAGUGUUAAUUAAAACCAUUUUAGUCACACUUUUUAUUAUUUCCACCCCCUGCUGUAUGGCCUGAUGUCAAAGGCUCAACUUUUUCUUUUUUUUUUCUUUUUCCUUUUUUAUUUCUUUUUUUUUUAUGGGGGGGGGGGGGGGACUUCAAGCCGAGUUCCCGUGCCGCUUGUGCUCUCCCAGCAUGGGGCUCAGCGUCCAGGUAGCGGCACAGAGCUUAAGAAAAGGAGGACUGGAGGCUGCAAAGUGAGCACUUAGCCAACGUGAUUUUUUUUUUUUUAUUAUUAUUAUUGGGUUGUCCUCAUAGAAGAGGCGAGGUACACAGAACCGUGGCUCAGGGGUCCAAGACCCGACGCCAUCCUGCUGCGGAAUGCAAGGGUUGAGCCUCUCAAGGACACAAUGCUUCUGCCUGGCGUUUGCUGAAGUGGGUCUCGCUGGGUUACGUUCAGGUGAUGUUAGGAUUCUCCAGAGUGAAGAAUUUCUAUUGUUGGCAUAAGCCGUGAAAUUCUGCAGUUUUAUGUGCGCACACACACAUACACACACACACCUUAGUGAGAAUGCUGCUUUGAGUUUAAUGGGACAGACAGACUGCCUGGGACAUGCUGAAGUGAGAAUGCCUGGCUGGCACGCAGGUCCAAAUCCUGCCGUUUUUUUUGUAUUUUCUUUUUGUAUUUUGUUUAGACCGGUUCACCUGUUUGCUUUACAGUAUGUGGGUCUAUGAACAUUUUUUUUGUUUUAUUUUCAAAAUGUUGUGUGUGCUUUGCUCUGAUUUUGUUCUGUAAUAAAGAAACCCUGCUUUAUACUUUGUCAUGACUGAAAAAUGUAUUUAAGACAUUGUGGGUCAAUCGCAGUGCACCUCUCGACGAGACCACGAGAAGCUCGUCUGUAACCCUCUGCUCCAUUGCAGGAACGAUA
Messenger RNA from Erpetoichthys calabaricus (reedfish), 2951 nucleotides. RefSeq names its product YY1 transcription factor a (gene yy1a). The record is from RefSeq and is a predicted model, not a curated record. Gene Ontology annotation, cellular component: PcG protein complex; transcription regulator complex. The transcript is spliced from 5 exons. Gene Ontology annotation, biological process: regulation of transcription by RNA polymerase II. Lineage: Eukaryota; Metazoa; Chordata; Cladistia; Polypteriformes; Polypteridae. Bases 167 to 1276 code for a protein of 369 amino acids. Gene Ontology annotation, molecular function: RNA polymerase II cis-regulatory region sequence-specific DNA binding; DNA-binding transcription factor activity, RNA polymerase II-specific.